AUGAAAUUAUGCAGAUGCAACAGCGACGACAGUUGUUUAUUUCUCACCAAGAUAAAGAAAGAUCCCCAGGAACCUUCAGAAAAGGAUUUAACAAUUGAUGCAAAUACGAGAAGUUUGCAUAAAACGCUGAGAAGGGAUUUACAAAGAAUAUUUCAUGAGAAAUGUGGGAUUUGUGAGUUCACAACGAAGUUGAUUACUUCAUGA
Molecule: messenger RNA, 204 nt
Organism: Clunio marinus
Lineage: Eukaryota; Metazoa; Arthropoda; Insecta; Diptera; Chironomidae
Source: the annotation of a GenBank genome assembly